AUGCCCAAGAGAGCUCGUGAAUCCCAAGACGCUGGUGAAAAGACACAGCCGCCUACGCGCAGGAACACCGAACGUUCCCACUCCGAGAAUCAGGAACGCGCAUACAUCGCCGCCUCGAGGCGCGCGGAUCGGAGCAUCGAGGCACGGGUCCAGUCAGCCCGCAACGCCAGCGACAUCCACAAGAAGCGAACGGGCAAGGCCUUCCGCAUCACCGAAGAGAUCGUCAUGAAGGAGGAAAUGUAUGAGGAAGAGGACGACGAUUUCCCUCGCUCCUACCGACUCCUCAACCCACACAUGCAAACCGCCAACCCAGAGCUCAAUGCUAGAGUCGACGCGUAUCUGAGUAACAGGGUUGCUAUGUCCAAGCUGCUCUCUGCUACUGACAACGACUGGCGCAACAACGAAAUCAAUACAACAUUUGAUCAAUUCUUCCCCAACGUCCAGAGCCGGGUUAGGGCUGCUUCUCAUCAGCAUUGGUCCACUGGUCAGGGCUUCUCCGUACCGCAGACACUUCAGUCGCCUAUUGCGACUCCACGAGUCCCAAGUGUUGGCGAGCCGCCUUUCAACAUGCAGUUCCACCCCAUCAACUACGGACAACAAAACAAUGGGCAGCCAAACAAUGGACAGCAAAACAACGGAGAGCAAAACAACGGACAGCAAAACAACGAGAGAAAUCCAUCCACAGCUAGCAUACCAGCAUCUCCUACCGAGGCCAGGAACGACGGCCCCAUGUCACCCCCAGCUCUUACUCCUGGGUCCAUGUCCCACCCAGAAACACCUCGGUCUCGCCACGGGUCAACAUUUGGAGCCACACAAUCUCAAUCUUACAGUGUUAGGGGCGGCUUCAACUCGGAGAGUUCGUCAUUUACUACACAGCUACCUGCUGAAGCGAGAAUGUUUCUGGGUGGCGUUGGUCUCAGCAAUGCCUAUGGCACGUCUAUGUACAACGAGCCUCAACUGUGGCCAGCCCAGAGUUUCAGCUUGGAUCCUGGCGCGGAUGCUGCGAACCAGUUCUUUGGUUACACCGCUGAUACCAAACCCCUUAAGGAGGGUGAGACCACGGCCGCUUCUAGGGACGAGCAAUACCCAGACCCCUUCGCGAUCAUGGGCUGGAACAACCAAAGCGACAACCAAGGCGAAUCUGACUCUCCAGCUAAGAACGUUCUCGAAGAAUGGGAGACGUACAUUGAUGAUAGCGCCUGGAGCAGCAACCAGAAAUGA
Fusarium keratoplasticum is the source of this 1221-nucleotide messenger RNA. RefSeq lists its product as uncharacterized. The record is from RefSeq and is a predicted model, not a curated record. The transcript is spliced from 2 exons. NCBI's taxonomy places the organism in Eukaryota, Fungi, Ascomycota, Sordariomycetes, Hypocreales, Nectriaceae. The coding region runs from base 1 to 1221 and encodes 406 amino acids.